Thlaspi arvense is the source of this 363-nucleotide messenger RNA. The record is from the annotation of a GenBank genome assembly. NCBI's taxonomy places the organism in Eukaryota, Viridiplantae, Streptophyta, Magnoliopsida, Brassicales, Brassicaceae.
AUGAGUGGCAAUGGUGCAAUCAGCAUAAUGAUAAGCAACCUUUUCAGAGAAUCCUUGUUUCUGGAAGAGGUCUAUAGUAUGCUUCAAGGAAAAAGAGAUGUGGAUACCGUUUUGACCAUGGGUAUUAUGGAAGAUGUUAGUAUAGUUCCCCAGCCUGCUGGAGAUACUGGUAAGGUUGAUUUGACAAUGAAUGUUGUUGAACGUGUAAGUGGAGGCUUCUCUGCUGGUGGUGGGAUUUCAAGUGGGUAUGAUAACAAGUGGCCCUCUAUCUGGAUUGAUUGGAAGUUUUUUGGGAGUAUUUCCAACUUCAUGUUAAUUGGUAAAGAAACAACAUAUCUCCCUCUCCCUGAUGAGAAAAAUUAA